CGCAGCGAUCAGACAGAAGUGAAAUAACCAGCUGGAGUUUAAUAAUCUCAUUAUCCAACAGCAACAUAAUGAAGAGCUUUCUUCUACUCAUCCUCUCACUGAUGAUAACAGGCUGGGAGGCCUCAUCUGAAGUGAAGGGAUGCACAGAUGGAUGGGUGGAAUUCAUCUGCCAGCAUAACCCAACUCAUCAAUAUCAAAGUGUUGAUGUAGUUAAGAACAGCCAAACAAUCAUACGAAGUACUCGAAAGAAUGAGUGGCAGACCGAGGGCAGAUUUUCUGUUUACUAUGAUGCAGCAAAUAGAAAGCUCAGAGUGGUCAUCAAACCACAUCAACAUGGGGACUCUGGGAAGUACAAGUGUACAUUUAAAUUUGAAGGAAAAUCUGAAAGUGAUAAAGUGGACUUGAGAGUUGAUAACGGCUGCCAGACACCAUUUAAUCAAACUGCGUACAGAACAGCUAAAACCACCAUCUCAUGUAACAAAAGAAACUCCACAGUCAUGUUUUUCUGCAAAGAGAACGGUUCAAUCUGUGAGGAUAUUUUAUCAACAAAAUCUUCUCUGAAGUCAAACGGGUCCUUCACUCUCACAGAGACCAGUAGUAGCUUCAACAUGUCCAUCAGUAAUGUGUCCUCACAGCAUGCUGGGGUCUACUGGUGUGGAGUGGAAACAGAUAAAGGAAGUAACAGAGCUGCACUCAGAAAAAUACAACUGGAGGUUAAUGAUACUAUUACUAGCUUCACUAGGUCUCCAACUGUUGGACAGAAUCUCACAUACUGGUGUGGAUAUCCAAAGGGUACUCCGAUAAAAAAAUUCAUCUGUAAAGGAGAAGAUCCAUCUAUAUGUAAACAGAUAGUAAGCACGCAACAGAGUAACACUGGAAAGUAUUUUAUGAUGGAGGACAAAGAAAGGAUAAAUAGCACCAUAACAGUGAGAAACGUAACAACAGAAGACUCUGGGACAUACUGGUGUGGAGCAGAAAGAAAUGACCCGAAACAGAGCAACCUAUUCUUCCACAAACUUGUGAUGACUGUCGUGACUCGAACUACAUCAAGUCCUGGGGCCUCCUCGUUACCUGGAACCAUAUCUGGGGUCGUCUGUGUGGCUGUGCUGCUGGUGCUGCUCAUUUUGGUUCUCGUCUGGAAACGAUUUCAGCGUUCAAAAGACACAAAAAAUGGAGAACAGAACAAUGAGGAUGGUGUCUAUGAGGAGAUACAGGAGCGCCCCCAGAAGCCAGACUCAGGAACUGCACUCAGCACUAUUUAUGUCACAGCCAACGCUCCCACAAACCCCUCUGCCUCGCAGCAUUACUCCACGGUCAACUUUCCCAACAGCUAUGGAGAAGCUAGUGGUGACACAUAUUCUACUGUGUGGGACAGCGGCCAUAGUCCCACCCACUCUGCUGUCAAUCAUCCAUCCAGACUUCCUGAAGACCCUUUCUAUUCUACUGUCAACAACCCACAGCAGCACUGAGACCAGUCCUGACACUCUUCACUUCAGUUUUUUAAUGGGACAUUAUUUGAUCACACCAGGCUUCAGAAUUCAGGAUUCAUGACAUUGUUCACUUUGUUUGAUUCAAGGUUUAGUCACAGGGCUUCACUGAUAUACACAAAGUUACCAGCCCUCUAACCAGCACUACAGUUCAAUACAACAUGUCCAACUACCACCUCAAUAAGGACCACACAACUCAAUCAACACCUCUGAUCUAUAUUCAUUAAUAAUAAGAAGAGUUAAUCCAGGACAGUUGGAUUAACAAGAAAGUCAUCACAAAUGGUACCACUUCUUAACCUGACUCCGCCAGAUAGAUUGCUUCGCAUUUGCUCGGCAUAUCCAUCUGGGAACUUUCC
Messenger RNA from Perca fluviatilis (European perch), 1843 nucleotides. RefSeq names its product polymeric immunoglobulin receptor-like. The record is from RefSeq and is a predicted model, not a curated record. NCBI's taxonomy places the organism in Eukaryota, Metazoa, Chordata, Actinopteri, Perciformes, Percidae. The transcript has 8 exons. Gene Ontology annotation, molecular function: transmembrane signaling receptor activity. Gene Ontology annotation, cellular component: plasma membrane. Bases 69 to 1469 code for a protein of 466 amino acids.